AUGGGGCAGCGUCCAGCCCUAGGUGAAUGUCUUGCAGCGUUCUCGGGGGCGUUCCCUGUGGCCUUCCUGGAACCUGAGCUCAACAAGUUCAACAACUACUCCAUCUAUAUUACCAAGGGCUCCCAGGACAGAACAGCUCUAGACCUGCCCUCCCAGGUAGGAGAGAUGUGUCCAGUCAUCCCGUCCCUGGAGAAGUCUCUGGAGGAGAUCAUGGAUCUGGCUGAGUCAGGCCUGCACUACACACAGAUGCCUCACGUUAUGGAGGUGGUGCUGCCCAUGCUAUGCAGCUACAUGUCUCACUGGUGGGAGCACGGCCCAGAAAACAACCCUCCAGAGACUGCAGACAGCUGCUGUACUCACCUCACCUCAGACCACAUGAAUAGUCUCCUGGGUAACAUCCUGAAGAUCAUCUAUAAUAACCUGGGGAUCGACGAGGGGGCCUGGAUGAAACGACUCGCAGUGUUCUCUCAGCCAAUCAUUGGUAAGGCGAAGGGGGGGCUGUUGAAGAGCCACUUCCUGCCGCUGAUGGAGAAGUUGAGGAAGAAGGCUGCCACCGUGCUGAUGGAUGAGGAACAAAUGAAGGCCGAGGGACGAGGGGAGAUGUCUGAGGCUGAACUACUCAUCCUGGAUGAGUUCACCAUCCUGAUCAGAGACCUCUAUGCCUUUUAUCCGCUCCUCAUCCGCUUUGUAGACUACAACAGGGCCAAAUGGCUGAAAGAAUCGAACCCUGAGGCUGAGGAGCUCUUCCGCAUGGUAGCAGAGGUCUUCAUAUUCUGGUCAAAGUCUCAUAAUUUUAAACGGGAGGAGCAAAACUUUGUGGUUCAGAAUGAGAUCAACAAUAUGUCCUUCCUCAUCACAGACACCAAGUCAAAGAUGUCCAAGGGAGCCGUGUCCGACCAGGAGAGGAAGAAGAUGAAGAGGAAGGGUGAUCGCUACUCCAUGCAGACCAGCCUCAUCGUAGCAGCGUUGAAGAGACUACUUCCUGUAGGACUGAAUAUCUGCGCUCCGGGAGACCAGGAACUGAUCGCUCUGGCCAAGAUCCGCUUCAGUCAGAAAGAUACAGAGGACGAGGUGCGGGAGAUCAUCAGAAACAACCUGCACCUGCAGGGAAAGCUGGAGGACCCUGCUAUCCGCUGGCAGAUGGCUCUGUAUAAAGACCUUCCCAACAGGAGUGAGGACACGUCAGACCCAGAGAAGACUGUAGAGAGAGUCCUGGACAUCGCUCACGUCCUCUUCUAUCUAGACCAGGUGGAACAUCCACAAAGGAGUAAGAAGGCUGUGUGGCACAAGCUGCUCUCUAAACAGAGGAAGAGGGCUGUGGUGGCCUGUUUCAGAAUGGCUCCGUUGUAUAACUUACCCAGGCACCGGGCGGUCAACCUGUUUCUACAGGGAUAUGAGAAGUCCUGGAUUGAGACUGAGGAGCAUUACUUUGAGGAUAAGCUCAUAGAGGACCUGGCUAGACCGGGAGGAGAGGAGCCUCCUGAAGAAGAUGAGGGAGCCAAGAGGAUCGACCCUCUUCAUCAGCUCAUACAGUUAUUCAGUAGGACGGCCCUGACUGAGAAGUGUAAACUGGAAGAGGAUAUUCUCUACAUGGCCUAUGCUGACAUUAUGGCUAAGAGCUGUCAUGAUGAAGAGGAUGAGGAUGGAGAGGAGGUGAAGAGUUUUGAAGAAAAAGAGAUGGAGAAACAGAAGCUGUUAUAUCAGCAGGCCAGGUUACACGACCGAGGUGCUGCGGAGAUGGUGCUGCAGACUAUCAGCGCCAGCAAAGGUGAGAUGGGUCCCAUGGUGGCCUCUACUCUGAAGCUGGGGAUCGCUGUCCUCAAUGGAGGCAACUCUACUGUUCAGCAGAAAAUGCUGGACUACCUGAAAGACAAGAAGGAUGUGGGCUUCUUCCAGAGUCUGGCUGGUCUGAUGCAGUCAUGCAGUGUUCUAGACCUGAAUGCGUUUGAGCGGCAGAAUAAAGCAGAGGGACUGGGAAUGGUAACAGAGGAGGGAUCAGGUACAUACUAACUACUGACAGGUAGAAACAUUAUGGACCUGUUAUUAAAGGUAAUAUCUUACUGU
Salmo salar (Atlantic salmon) is the source of this 2064-nucleotide messenger RNA. Lineage: Eukaryota; Metazoa; Chordata; Actinopteri; Salmoniformes; Salmonidae. The record is from RefSeq and is a predicted model, not a curated record.